GUCGAAUCUAUACCUUUUGGGGCCACUAGUUUGCUUCACCGAUAAACCCUGAUCUAAGAGAACACAACAAAUGCAGAACGUCAAUUACGAUGGAAGAAGUCAUAAUGAUGCUACACCGUCCUUUUCAAUUCGUCCCCUUAAGUCAAACCCGUUGCUUUUCUGUCAAAAGGCUUUCUUUCUUGCUUUCUUGGCUUCCUCCGCGAUCUCCACCGUGCCUCCCCCCACACUGAUGUGUUUAUGCAUUGGUGAUCUUCACUCUGUUCUCACUUUUGACAGUUUUAAUGGCGAUUUCUGCGUGUUCUCCUUCAGGUCGAUGGGUUUCGGUUUCUCCGGCGACUUCCGAUUUCAGGUCGUCGAGAAGAGUUGAGCAAACUUGAAUUCUGUUUUGAUGCUUUGCACGCCCCGGUUAGUACGUUUAUCAAUGUCGAGUGUAGUUUCAUUUGAUGAUCUGUGUGUUUCUUCUGCUUUGCUGUAUUGACUUGUUUUUGGUUCAUGUCUCCCUAGUUAAUACCUUUCCCGGAGAAGUAUCGGUAGUACUAACUGCAUUUUGUUUGGUGUUUGAGUGGCCAAUUGUAUUUCUUGUUGUAAUUUUAAUUGUUGCUCUUUUGGAUGGCAAUGUAGAUUAC
Molecule: messenger RNA, 626 nt
Organism: Rubroshorea leprosula
Lineage: Eukaryota; Viridiplantae; Streptophyta; Magnoliopsida; Malvales; Dipterocarpaceae
Source: the annotation of a GenBank genome assembly